This is a messenger RNA of Entelurus aequoreus (snake pipefish), 2022 nucleotides long. RefSeq names its product ADP-ribosylation factor-like 6 interacting protein 6 (gene arl6ip6). The record is from RefSeq and is a predicted model, not a curated record. The transcript is spliced from 4 exons. Lineage: Eukaryota; Metazoa; Chordata; Actinopteri; Syngnathiformes; Syngnathidae. Bases 132 to 602 code for a protein of 156 amino acids.
GAAAACUUCGCUAAAGAAGAAAACACGGAAGUUAUAGCAGCAGUUUGUUUCCAAACGUUUACCGAGGUGAAAUUGUGAAACAACAAAUUGAAGCACCUCGAAAUGUUGAUUUUCUUUGUCGGUAUGUAACUAUGUUGUUUAUAAGAAAGAAGAAAAUGGAGCAUCCAUCACAAACAGGAACUGUCGGAGAAGGAGGAGUUUUGGUCAAGCACAGUAAUAAUGGCUUCAAACUGUGGCCCGAAGUGUUGCUUUCAGUCGUUGUUUCUGCCGCAGUUGUUGCGGCUGUCGGCCUGUUUUGUGCCUUCCUGCACCCAAUACUGCAAGAGCUGCAAGCAGAAAGAGUGAUGGAAGAAGAUGGGACAGUGGUACGAAUGUUGGUAGGUUUUCGUAGUAUCCUGGUUCUGUCAGUAUUAGCUGGAAUUAUGUGCUGUUUCUUCUCAUGGACCCUGGCAUACCUAAAUGCCUACAAACCAGGCAUGGUGCCACUAACAGGCUCGCUUUUGUACAGAGACACUGUGGAUCAAAGUUUGCACUUUGAUUAUGGUGUCGCUUUCCUUAACGGAGCCAUGGCAACACUGACAGUCAUCUGGAGCCUGACCUGACAAUAUCUGAUGGUGUUUAUGUACUCAUAUAUUGUGAACUAUAGGGGUGUCUGUGAAACUAAAUUUUUAGAAUACAAUUUCUAAUUUAUACCAUAUAUAUAUUGUUCUCCCCCCCAUUUACAGUAUAUGUAAAAUGAUAAAAUACACUGUCCAAAUAUUUUUUUUUUUGCAGCUUGACUCCAUAAUUUAAAAUAAUACAUAUCACCUUUAAACACACAAUCAACAUUGAGAACUAGUUGAAUUAGGUCCUGACGUUGAGCAGCUCAAACAUAACGUUGUUGCUUUUUGACAACAUUUAAUCAAUGUUGUGUUCUGACGUUGAUUUGAAUAUAUAUACCGAUAUAUAUAUAUAUAUAUAUAUUAUAUUUAGGGCUGCAACUAACGAUUAUUUUGAUAAUCGAUUAAUCUGUCUAUUAUUACUUCGAUCAAUCGAUCAAUAUCCGGAUAAAAGAGACAAAUUACAUUUCUAUCCUUUCCAGUAUUUUAUUUAAAAAAAACAGCAUACUGGCAUUAUACUUAUUUUGAUUGUUUCUCAGUUGUUUGUACAUGUUGCAGUUUAUAAAAAAUAUUUUUUUAAAAAUUGCCUCUGCGCAUGCGCAUAGCAUAGAUCCAACAAAUCAAUGACUAAAUUAAUCGCCAACUAUUUUUAUAAUCGAUUUUAAUCGAUUAGUUGUUGCAGCCCUAAUUAUAUUAUAUAUAUAUAUAUAUAUAUAUAUACAUAUAAUAUAUACAUAUUAUAUAUAAUAUAUAUACACUACCGUUCAAAAGUUUGGGGUCACCCAAACAAUUUUGUGGAAUAGCCUUCAUUUCUAAGAACAAGAAUAGACUGUCGAGUUUCAGAUGAAAUUUUUCUUUUUCUGGCCAUUUGGAGCGUUUAAUUGACCCCACAAAUGUGAUGCUCCAGAAACUCAAUCUGCUCAAAGGAAGGUCAGUUUUGUAGCUUCUGUAACGAGUUAAACUGUUUUCAGAUGUGUAAACAUGAUUGCACAAGGGUUUUCUAAUCAUCAAUUAGCCUUCUGAGCCAAUGAGCAAACACAUUGUACCAUUAGAACACUGGAGUGAUAGUUGCUGGAAAUGAGCCUCUAUACACCUAUGUAGAUAUUGCACCAAAAACCAGACAUUUGCAGCUAGAAUAGUCAUUUACCACAUUAGCAAUGUAUAGAGUGUAUUUUUCUUUAAAGUUAAGACUAGUUUAAAGUUAUCUUCAUUGAAAAGUACAGUGCUUUUCCUUAAAAAAUAAGGACAUUUCAAUGUGACCCCAAACUUUUGAACGGUAGAGUAUACACAUAAUAUAUAUAUAUAUUAUAUAUAUAUAUAUAUAGCCCUGCGAUGAGGUGGCGACUUGUCCAGGGUGUACCCCGAAUGCAGCUGAGAUAGGCUCCAGCGACCCCAAAAGGGACAAACGGUAGAAAAUGGAUGG